CUAAAUUUGAGCGCCUCAUCAAUUUCCUCACUCCACUCUUUCUCCCCUUCUCCACUCUCUUACUAAAGCCGAUUUCCCCAGCAUGCUCCGCACGUUCCUCGCCCGCAGCUUCCAACCCCAGCGUCUGCACAGAUCAAUUGUUCCCUCAGCCUCAUCAGGAAUCCGAUUCAUCUCCACGACCCAGCAGUCCGCUGCUCAUCCAGAGGGAAAGGAAUGCUUCAUCGAGCGUUUGACUGGCGACGACACCGGUAUCGCUGUUGUCAAUUUUAACCGCCCCAAGGCUUUCAAUGCCUUGUCGCGCAAGUUCGUGCGCGAGUUCCGUGAUGCCCUCCAUGAGCUCCGCUAUGAUCAGGAUGCUAGAGUGGUCGUUAUUAGGAGUUUGGUUGAGGGUGCGUUCUGCGCCGGCGCUGAUCUGAGGGAACGCUCGACUAUGAACUUGACGGAGGUCAAGCAGUUCUUGGCUGGCCUCAGAGAUAGCUUCAGGGAGCUCGAGACACUGCCCAUCCCCACGAUUGCCGUCAUUGAUGGAGCUGCUCUCGGAGGUGGUUUGGAGAUGGCCCUCUGCUGCGAUUUGCGUGUUGGAGGAGGUAACAAGAAGGUCAAGAUUGGACUCGUCGAGACCAAGUUGGCCAUUAUUCCCGGCGCUGGCGGUACGCAGCGCUUGCCUCGCUUGAUUGGAAUCCCCAAAGCAAAGGAGUUGAUUUACUCGUCAAAGAUCCUCAAUUCUGCUGCUGCCAAGGAGAUGGGCAUUUUGAACCACGCUGUCGAGGAGGAUUCGGCAUAUAACAAGGCUCUUGAGGUUGCACGCGAGAUGUUGCCUAUGGGACCUCUCGCCAUCCGCAUGGCUAAGAGCGCCAUCGACAAGGGUACCCAGUUUGAGAUUGAUUCUGGAUUGGAAUACGAGCAGGCUUGCUACGCCCAAAUCAUGCCUUCUGAGGACCGUCUGGAAGGUCUCGCUGCAUUCCGCGAAAAGAGAAAGCCCGUUUACAAGGGCAAGUAAAUAUUUCUACCUCAAGCAUCUCCUCACACCAGCAUAGGCAGAAAUAUGCAUACACAAAUAUAGCUGUUUUUUAUAUUUGUUUAUA
Gamsiella multidivaricata is the source of this 1085-nucleotide messenger RNA. Its product is annotated as ClpP/crotonase-like domain-containing protein. The coding region runs from base 83 to 1000 and encodes 305 amino acids. Gene Ontology annotation, cellular component: mitochondrion. Gene Ontology annotation, biological process: fatty acid beta-oxidation. NCBI's taxonomy places the organism in Eukaryota, Fungi, Mortierellomycota, Mortierellomycetes, Mortierellales, Mortierellaceae. Gene Ontology annotation, molecular function: enoyl-CoA hydratase activity. The transcript is spliced from 7 exons. The record is from RefSeq and is a predicted model, not a curated record.